This is a messenger RNA of Acanthosepion pharaonis, 1092 nucleotides long. The record is from the annotation of a GenBank genome assembly. Lineage: Eukaryota; Metazoa; Mollusca; Cephalopoda; Sepiida; Sepiidae.
AUGAUUCCUUUCUUUUUCUUCUUCAUUUCUUUCUUUCUUUCUCAUUAUUUAUCUUUUAAUUCUUUUUCAUUAGUUACGUCUUUCUUUCUUUCUUUCCUUUUUUUUUUCUUUCUUUCGAUACUGUUAUUCUUUGAUUUUAUUUCCGGUUUUUCUCAUGAUUUCAUUCUGCACAUUUUCAUUCUUAUUCUUUCUUCCGUUCUUCUUUUUUCUUUUAAUACGCACUCUUUCUUUCUUUCUUUCUUUCUUUCUUUCUUUCUUUCUUUCUUUCUUUCUUUCUUCUUUCAGGCCCUUCCUUUCAGGCUCUUCCUUUUCAGGCACUCUUUCUUUCUUUCUUUCUUUCUUUCUUUUCUUUCUUUCCUUCAGACUUUCCCACUUUCUUUUUUUCUUUCUUUCUUUCUUUCACAAGCACUCUUUCUUUCUUUCUUUCUUUCUUUCUUUCUUUCUUUCUUUCCUUUUCUUUCAGGCACUCUUCUUUUUUUCUUCUUUCAGGCUCUUUCCUUUUCUUCCUUUCAGGCACUCUUUCUUUCUUUCUUUCUUUCUUUCUUUCUUUCUUUCUUUCUUUGUAAUUCCUUGUUUUUUAUUUUAAUUGCUUUUUUUAUUCUAUUACUUCUUUCUGUUACUUUCUUUCUUCCUUUCUUUCCAUCUUCAUUUCUCUCAAAUUUUCUUUUUCUUUAUUUUUUCUUUUCUUUCGUUACUUCUUUCUCACUUUUUUUCUUUCUUUCUUUCUUUCUUUGUUAUUCUUUAUCUUUUUCUUUUUGUCUCUCUUCUUCCAAAACACUUUCUUUUAUCUUUCUUUCUUUCUUUUUCUUCUUCUUUUCUUUCUUUACUUCUUCUCUUACUGUCAAUAUUCCUUACUGUUUUCUUUCUGUGUUUCUUCUCUUUCUUUCUUUUUUCUUUCUUUCUUCUCCGUCAUUCUUUACUUUUUCUUUUGUACCUCUUCUUCCAAAACACUUUCUUUCUUUCUUUCUUUCUUUCUUUCUUUCUUUCUUUCUUUCUUUCUUUCACCUUCUCAAUCUUUUCACGCUUUCUCUCAUUUUCUUCUUUCUCUUUCUCUUUUCUCUUCUCUACUCGACAACCAAACCGUUUCGUUAA